Mesorhabditis belari is the source of this 1383-nucleotide messenger RNA. The record is from the annotation of a GenBank genome assembly. NCBI's taxonomy places the organism in Eukaryota, Metazoa, Nematoda, Chromadorea, Rhabditida, Rhabditidae.
AUGUGGCUACUGUUCGAGUUGCUGUUGGUGCUUGGCAAAGUCGUGUGCAUGGGAACUGUGAUCACCCAUCUUUCAGCACUCAUCAUUUUUAUGUGGAAAGAACGACGAUUGAGGAGACAAAUUAAGGUGGAAGGUUUUGUACAUCCCGAUUUCAAACCCGUCCUUGAAGCAUUCAAGAAGAACUUACACAAAGGAUGGGAACGAGACGGAGCUGCUUUUACAGUUUACUAUAAGGAACGACUUGUGGUUGAUGUUUGGGGCGGAUUCGCCGACUAUGAGAGCUGGAGACCGUGGCGAAGCGAUACAAUGAGCAUUGCGUUCAGCAGUUCAAAGGCCGUUGGUGCAAUAUGUGUAGCGAUGUUGGUUGACCGUGGGCUCAUCACUUACGAAGACAAGGUCGAAUCUUUCUGGCCUAAGUUUGCCACGAGUGGAAAAGAAGAAAUAACGGUAAAGAUGAUUAUGGAACAUACGGCAGGUCUUCCGUUGAUUGAGCACAAGAUCACUAUUGAAGAAGCGAUGGACCCAGAAGCAAUGGCCAGUUUAUUUGAAGCCCAGAGACCAAUUUGGAAACCGGGAACGCGAGUUGGUUAUCAUGCGUUAACAUAUGGAUGGCUGGUAGAUCUGAUCAUCAGAAAAGUCGAUCCACAGCAUCGAGGCAUUGGGCAGUUUUUCAAAGAAGAAAUUUCUAUUCCCCACGAUAUCGACUUUCAUUUUGGCCUUCCCAUUGAAAUGACACAUCGCGUAAGUCGAAUCCGAAAGCCAUCUGUGUGGAACAGGCUUGAUGAAUGGUUAGCUGAUCCAGAAACGGUUGACUAUGGCAGUGUCCUCAAGAAUUUCUUGACAAAUGGACUAAUGCUGAGGGUGGCGGAUAAUGCGGGUUGGCUACAGAGCAUUUUUCGUGUCACUUUGAACAAUCCAGAACUUUAUCGACUCGAGCAAUGUGCGGCGUUGGGAAUUGGAACCGCUCGAUCGUUGGCCCGAUUAAUGUUGCUUUACUCACGAGGACAUCUUGUUUCAAAGUCAAUUGUUGAACUCACCUCGACGCCGACAAUCAUCAAGAAGAAAGAUUGUGUGACGAAUGCAAUAACUGACCGUGGAUGGGGCUUCACACACUCUACUUACCCGCACAAGAAAGGUGCUUCAAUGCUUAUUGGACAUUCGGGCUUUGGUGGUCAAAAUGCACGAUACGAUUGCGAAAACGACAUCUCUUUCGCCUAUCUUUCGAAUGGACUGAAAAGCGGAUUGGGUGAUCGAGCUCGUCCGUAUGUGCAUCUACUUAGGGCUCUCUACUCGUCGAUUCCUGAACAGAACAACAACAACAACAACAACGGAAUCUAUCACAUGGACACGAUGAUGGUUUCAGAAGACGAUCAUUUAAUGGAA